Molecule: messenger RNA, 2229 nt
Organism: Trypanosoma grayi
Lineage: Eukaryota; Euglenozoa; Kinetoplastea; Trypanosomatida; Trypanosomatidae
Product: putative sphingosine kinase A, B
Exons: 1
Coding region: 1-2229 (742 amino acids)
Biological process (GO): sphingosine biosynthetic process
Cellular component (GO): intracellular membrane-bounded organelle; membrane; cytoplasm
Molecular function (GO): kinase activity
Source: RefSeq, a predicted model, not a curated record
AUGACCAACACCAAGGCGAAGAAGCACCACGCCGGCAGCGACGCUGGGGGCCACGCGGACGAAUCCGUGACGCGGGUGCGGUACCGCGGCAAGGACGCGACGCUGGCGUAUAGCCCAAAGCGCAGGCGCGUCAUUCUGCAGCACAGGGACCGCAGUGGGGGUGUCGUCACCAUCCUGAACAUUCCAAUGUGGUCUGUCGUCAACGUGGAGACUGCCGACGAGCGACUCCUGCGGCAGCUGCGCCGCUGCAACGAGGAAGAACGACAGAGCGGACUCCUCACGGCAAGCACAAAGGACACGGCGAGCAACUCGCAGAGAAUCCCGCCUAUGUACGCGAGCGAGACGGUCCAUCCAGACUCUUGUGCCGUCUCAAAGUCUUCUUUAACCGGUGGAUUUCACUCACACACUACCAGCACAGGGCAGCCCGCAGCGCUGGGACGGUUGGCGGGAAGUCUUGGCAGCGGCAACAACAACAACGAGAGCAGCAGGGCUUCUGGUGUCAGUGGUAAGUUGUACUUCCUACACUACCUGCGCAAGACCACUGGCACGCCGAAGUCACUCUCAACCAUUGAGUUUGUGUCGAUGCCGGACCUCGAGAGCCAGCGCGAGACACGGGGCGUCGUGCAGACAAUCCUCCGCGAUGUGUACCAUGGUGGGGAGCGGAAGUUGCGGUUUUUUGUAAGCCCCAAGUCAGGCGUCGGGGAUGCGAUAAAGAUAUGCAAGCGGCACGUAAUGCCGGUGUUGCGCUUCUCCCGUCAUGAGCUGGAGGUGAUUGUCACGGAUCGCGCCCACCACUGUGAGGAUUACAUUGCAGACACUGCCAACAGUGUGACGGGUCGCGAUGUCAUCGUGUGUGUCGGCGGCGACGGUAUGAUUCACGAGGCGGUGAAUGGGUUCUACCGGCGCAAACAUGCUGCUUUGGGCAGGAGCUCCAUGCAGGCCAAGGUGGAUCACGCAGUGAAACAGCGACAAGACGAGGGGCCGAAAGAAGGAGGAAUGGAGGAAGAAAGCACCAGCCAACCGAAGGAAGCUGACGAAAAGAACGGCGAGACAGACUCCCACGCAGACAGCGUGGGUAAGUCACCGCGAAGGCAGUCGGAUCUUGAACUUGACGUGUUAAGUUCCUCCGAGGAGUUGACGCCGAUGCCACUCAUCGCUACUAUUCCUGCUGGGAGUGGAUGUGGAAUGGCAAAGACCCUCAACGUCGUCACUGUGGCAGAGAGCAUCCUUGCUCUCGUGCACCUCGACACGUGUGUGAAGGAUCUCAUGCGCAUGCAAUACGUGAUACAACAGAAGGGUACGAAGGCUAACAAAAGAAAGAACAGCAGCGGCAAGAGCAAGAAAACAAAUAAUGAAAAUUCCGAACCAUUUACCCACUUGGUCCUCCCCGACACGGCCGGUAAUGCAAAGUCGUAUCGCGUUGAUGGUGAAUCAACGGUUCCUGACGUUGCUGAGCGAAUCGCCUUCAUGACAACUUCUUUUGGCGUAGUGAAUGAAAUUGACCGUGGGUCAGAGUCAUUACGCUGGAUGGGAAGCACUCGGUUCACUGCCUAUGCAUCUUACGUCUUCUGCCGAGGGUUGCGUUCCUAUCGUCUGCGGCUUCGCUACUUGCCAUGGCGGGGGAAACAUGGGCAGCAGCUGCAGAAAGUCCAAGGGCACGAAUCGAUUCCAAGCGAAGUGGAGCUCCCACCCUGCACAACGCGGAGUACAUGCACCCAUUGUCAACUUCACACCAAUUUCAAAGGCAAUGUGACUACUACUGCCUCUGAGCAGAAUGUGCCACAAGUUUCUCAGGAAGCUGCGCCAGGUGGUGAGUUCCCGUUGUCUUCGGAGCAUCAUCAGGAGCAUCAUCACGACGACUUUGACGACCCGAACCUGCCGUGGGUGACGCUCGACGGAAGCCACUACAAUGUAUUCAUCAGCAACAUCCGUAGUGUCGCGAGAGAUGUCGUAAUGGCACCCCGUGCUCACAUGAGCGAUGGCGCCAUUGAUAUCGUGUUCAAUAAGGAAGGAGAUUUCAAGUACGGGCGCAUGGAGUUCCUCAAGUUCUUUACUAAGCUGGAGUCGGGAAACCACGUGGAGCUGCCGUUUGUAAGCUAUAUCAAGGCGCGAGCGCUUGAGUUGGAGGCGCUCGAAGGGAACAUCAUGUCGGACGGUGAGAUGAUGCCCUUCACAAAGGUGCGCAUCACACCGCUGCGCCGCGCCGCCGAGUUCGUGCGUGGUGAGUAA